AUGGUUGAUCGUGCUUUUGAGAGGCAUGGGAGAGAUAUUUAUACUCAUGAGAACUUUUACAUAUUUCAGAAAGAGUUGUGGAUCGCAUGCGUAGAUUGUACUGUUGAAAACAAAAAAGAGGAAGAUGGAAUGAAAAUUUAUCAUAUAAUUGAUAGCAGUGAGGCUAAUAGUAAACUACGAGAAGUUGUUUAUGAUUCAUCAGAUCACAAUGCGAAUUGUUCAUGCAAAAUGUUUCAAGAUCAAGGAAUACUUUGUAGACACAUACUUUGUGUUCUAAAAGGGAGGUGUUUAAAUGAAAUACCUGAUAAGUACAUCGUGAACAGGUGGACCAAGUUUGCAAAUAGAAAACCUUUUUUUGACACCACUGAUAAUGAUCAAGAAACGUUUUCUAAAUCAGAGAAUGAUAGCAAGCUCAUUUCAGAUUUGUGGAAUCACUUUUUCAAGUGUAUGGGUAAGGCUAGACAUGAUAAGGAUAAAUUAAAUUUUUUGUUAAAUGGAGUUAUUAGCAUCGAAAAGCAACUGGACGAGUGCAAGGAGGAUUCUAAAAUAACGAAAGAAGAUGAUAUGCAGACCUUUAUUGGAUCCAAUAUUCCUGAAGAAAUAGAAAUUUUCCCACCACAAAUUUCUAAGACAAAAGGCAGUGGAAGACGAAUUAAAGGUGGAAAAGAGAAAGCUAUUGAACAACAACAAAAAAGAGCAAGACUUUGUAAAGCAUGUGGUCAGUAUGCAUAUCAUGAUAGCCGUAACUGUCCUCAAAAUUCAUCUCCCUGA
This is a messenger RNA of Vicia villosa (hairy vetch), 771 nucleotides long. RefSeq names its product protein FAR1-RELATED SEQUENCE 1-like. Gene Ontology annotation, molecular function: zinc ion binding. NCBI's taxonomy places the organism in Eukaryota, Viridiplantae, Streptophyta, Magnoliopsida, Fabales, Fabaceae. The record is from RefSeq and is a predicted model, not a curated record. Bases 1 to 771 code for a protein of 256 amino acids. The transcript has a single exon.